GUAACCUAGAGAACCCAGAGGACCUGGACAGACGUCGAGUUGUCAGACGCAAAGAAGUCAUGCUACCGUUCGAGCUUAAGAAGAGUGCCAAAACACAUGAAGCGCAGGAAAAAUCAGGUUACAACAAACUACAAUGGGAUAGGUUCUACAACAUAACCAAGGCUGAGAUCAAUGCGCUGGUAGAAGCCAACCCAGGCGUCAACUGGCCCUCGGUGCCAGGCGAUGUUUUGGCUAAGAUCUACGAUCGGGUCAAUGCGCAAUUGCAAGCCGAGAACAUCCCCAAGGUCGAAUAUGACGUUUUUAGUUGGCGCAUGGCGCGCGCAAUCGGGUAUCGAACAGGUACCAAUGGAAAAUGUGGGGCAAAGGCUAAUGGGAUGGCUGCUGAGACGGCAGCCGCCGGCCACAACAUGGAUGCUGAGCAGCAGUGAGACGCAUUGAGACAUCAGUGGGUGCGGGUGGGCUAGUUGCAUCCCUCGCCAUCGCAAGGAUGUCAAUAUUUAAGUAGGAUCUGGUGCAUGUUGAGCCCCACUAUUGAUUCCGUUCACAAGCUAGCACAAAGCCCCCCGGAUUAACGAACGAUUCUUUCUAUUCC
Bipolaris maydis ATCC 48331 is the source of this 592-nucleotide messenger RNA. RefSeq lists its product as uncharacterized. Lineage: Eukaryota; Fungi; Ascomycota; Dothideomycetes; Pleosporales; Pleosporaceae. The record is from RefSeq and is a predicted model, not a curated record.